Fibroporia radiculosa is the source of this 1440-nucleotide messenger RNA. RefSeq lists its product as uncharacterized. The coding region runs from base 1 to 1440 and encodes 479 amino acids. The transcript has 6 exons. NCBI's taxonomy places the organism in Eukaryota, Fungi, Basidiomycota, Agaricomycetes, Polyporales, Fibroporiaceae. The record is from RefSeq and is a predicted model, not a curated record.
AUGUUGUCGCUGGCCAACAACAAGAGCUACAGCGGAUUUGUCGGCCCAUACUCAAGCAUCACUCUGACCGCAUAUACCCAGUCACCCCGUGUCUAUCGCGAGUCUGCCCUCCGCCAAACGCAUGAUUGCUCUUCACCCGAUGCUGACGUCUAUCUUUGUGACCCCUCCGACGCUGCUUUAAUCUCACCUCUUCCUGCUGCUGAAAACGACCGCCUCUGUGCCAAUGAGUCCCCAUCUUUUACAAGUAAUCAGCAAAGUAUUAAGGAUCUCAAGCUUAUGCCAAUCUUGAAUCCCUCUCCCAGAACUCCGUUUGAGAAACUUUUCAGCUCGUCGCCAAGUUGCUUCUGGGCUGUGGGAUGCUCUUCUAUAUCUCCCGUUUUUCGCCACAUGUCGCCCAGCUCCCACUCUGUGCAUGAGUAUUCUCAACAUGGAGGGGAGAUUUCUUCUGCAAAACGAUUGCAAUCGCUGGCUGACUAUCAAAUGUCGCACAAUCAGCGUGUAACCAACGACGGGGUACCUGUGGCUUCUCAGGUGUCACCUUUCUCAUCUAGCCUGUCGUCGCUGUCUGCAACCUCCUCCACGUAUGAACCUUCUGAAUGCAGCCAAGCAUCACCAAUCCCUCUGGAGUCACAUCGUCGUCCGUCUCCCAGUCGUAUUUCAAGUGUCAAAGCCGGAGAGACGUCGCUGCCGACUCGUCAGAACGAGUCCCGUUACACUAGACCACGGAGACACGCUGAGAUCUCCCGUCAGUCCUGCGAACACAAUGCAAGUCGGGAGGUUACGUCUACAAAACGCAAGCGUGGUCAGACUCAAUUCGUACCUACGAUAAAGAAACGACGCAUAUACCGAGGCCCUGAGCCAUCUUCGGAUUCCGAGUCUGAGUCACCGAUCACGUCAGAACCACCAUCCUAUCCUCAUCGUACCUUCCCCCUUUCUGUGCAAAUUCAUCCAGAGUUUUUGCUUUUCUAUAGAAGGUUCCCCGUUAGUUCAUUCAGAGAAGAAGGGGCUGAUCGACAUCUGACGUGUAAAUGGCUCUCGGAUGCUACCUAUAAUUCGCCCCGCCAUGAGCUGGAUCUAUAUACCCCACGAUUUGUGAAAGGAAAGGGUACCACCAAGGUUGGUCUUUGUCCCUGCUGUUGCGAGAGCGCCUUACGAGGUGGGGAGGGCAAGAAAUUAUGGCUUUCCAUGAAGUUCUCUGCAUUUAAGUGUACAGGAAAACAAGAGAAGACCGAGAUUAUACAAGGAAAGUGUCAUAAGUGUUUAAAAUGGAUUGCCGUUGAGGGUAUCAAGGAUGUUCCCACAAAAGUCAAGGAGAUUUACUGGUGGAAGCAUGCUGCGACAUGCCAUCAGGGCUCUAUCAUUGAGGGCGAAUGCGACAUCUACCUAGAGGACGACUUCUACGAUGCACUUCGCGAGACGGACUGUUUAGGGGUAGCAUAG